Messenger RNA from Achroia grisella, 891 nucleotides. RefSeq lists its product as uncharacterized. Gene Ontology annotation, cellular component: nucleus. The transcript has 3 exons. The coding region runs from base 80 to 757 and encodes 225 amino acids. The record is from RefSeq and is a predicted model, not a curated record. NCBI's taxonomy places the organism in Eukaryota, Metazoa, Arthropoda, Insecta, Lepidoptera, Pyralidae.
AUUUCCAGUUACAGUCUGUUACAGUACCGACUCUCAAUAUUUAAUUGUUAUUAUUUUUGAUUUUCUGAAUUAAAUUAACAUGGAUACAGUAAUGGCGAAGGGCAAACCAUUAUCUAAAGAUGAAACUAAGGCUUUGCUGCAACUUAUUGAAAAUAGUCGCAUUAUAACUACUAAAUGUACCAACACCACCAACAACAAAUUAAAAAUAGAGGAGUGGACCAAAAUAACGGAACAAUUCAACGCAACGGCUACAACUUGUCGCAGAACGCCUCAGCAGCUUAGGUUGAAAUGGGAAAACCUUAAAAAAAACUCCCGUAAACGAGCAACGAAAAUAAGAAUGAACAACAUACAGACUGGUGGAGGUGCUCCUGAUUACAUACCCCCAGAUGAUAUAUUGGACCGUGUCGCUAGUGUCCUGGGGAGUACAGUUAGCGGGUUCACAGUACCCUUUGGAGGCGACAAGGAAGUUAUUGGUGAUGGUAUCUGUGUUGGUGAUGGAGUUGGUGGUGGUGUUGGUGAUGGUGUUAGUGGUGGUGUUGGUGAUGGUAUUGUUGGUGCUAGCGAUAGUGAGGGUCGGGAUAUGUUGAUCUUGCCUGAUGAAAUAGUAACAGUUGUAUCCUUGUCUGAGGAUAUAGCUGUCUCUGGUGCCCCGGUCAUGCUGCCAACUCCAGAGAGACCAAAGCCAUUUACAUUUAAUUCUUUUCAGACUCCUAGAAGGGCUGGUAAUGAUUUUUUUAUUUUAAAUAAUUCUAUAUAAUCGUAUCUUAUAGUAUUCAGUCCUUUGGCAACAUGGCAGGCUUUCCAUUGAUAACAGGAUCUGUUUGCAUUUCAUAUGAUUACAAAUUGUGUACACAAUAAUACAAUCCCCUAUACUAUAUUUUAUGUUUUGCA